UCUUGUAAAGAAGUUGCUGACUGAGCGGAGUUGUAUCAAAUAAUUUUUUUUUAUGCAGUGCUCCCCCUGAAACAUCUCAAAACGGCGUCUAUUGAUUCCCGUCCUCUUCACAGAGGCUCCCCAAUGGCUUCCCCUCAUAGGAACUCCCCUGUAUCCUUUGCACAUAGCCCUUACCGAGGUGACAGUGAGAGCAGCAUUGUAAGACGUCAAUAUCUUUUUGCUGAUGUUGCGCACAGUAAGGAUCUGGUUACUGCCCUGAAGUCAUUGCGUGGAGAUGAAGACCUGUGUGAUGUAGUACUGAAGGUGGGCAGUACCAGUAUAUCAGCUCAUAGAGUUAUUUUGGCUGCAAGUAGUCCCUAUUUCAAAGCUAUGUUUACUGGAGACCUUUCAGAGAGUCGACAAAGCACAGUUACUUUACAAGAACUUGAUGAAAGUGCCAUGGAAGCUAUUGUGGACUUCUUCUAUAGUGGUGAAAUUGAAAUAUCAGAGAGCAAUGUCCAAGAGCUUUUACCAGUGACUUGUAUCCUACAAGUGCAGUCUGUACAAAAAGCAUGUUGUGAUUUCCUCGAAAGACAGCUGAGCUCAGAGAAUUGCCUUGGGAUCAGUGCCUUUGCGGAUCGUCAUAAUUGUACAGAUUUGGUGACGUCCUCGGAAUCAUUUGCCCGAUAUCACUUUCUUGAUGUUGUUCAGAGUGAGGAGUUCAUGGAAAUAUCCUCCAGGCAGCUGACACGACUUUUGCGUGAUGAUGACUUGAACACUCAGUCUGAAGAAAGAGUCUUUGAGGCUGUAUUAGCUUGGAUCAAGUUUGAUGUGGAUGGGAGACAGAAAUUUGCCGCUGAAAUCCUGAGCAAUGUGCGGUUUCCUAUGCUGUCUCCGGAGUUCUUAAUGGAUCGAGUUGCAACUGAGGAAAUUGUUAGAAACGAGAGAACUUGCAGCGAUCUCUUGCUGGAAGCUGCCGAAUGCCUUCUCCUCCCGAAAAGGAAAUCACAGGUACACAGUCAUCGCGUUGCCCCCAGGAGACCUACCACAGUAAACCACGUGUUGUAUGCUAUUGGCGGAAUGAGUCGUAGGGAGGCCAGUAAAAGUGGGGAGAAGUAUGACCCACGAGAGAGAAAAUGGAAAACUAUCGGUGACAUGAACAUUUGCCGCUGGGGUGCUGCGGUAGGUGCUUUGGGUCCAUUUCUUUACAUCUGUGGUGGUAGCGAUGAUGCAUCGCGGCUGGAGACUGUGGAAAGGUUCGAUCCGUUUUCUAAUGUCUGGGUACCGUCUGUCCCCAUGUCGUCGAGUCGUAAUGGUGUUGGGGUAACGGCAGGAAAUGGGAGAAUUUACGCUAUAGGUGGUUUUGAUGGCUCGAUGCCGCUGAACACAGCCGAAUACUAUGACCCCAAGAAUGGAAAGUGGAUGGAGAUUGCUCGUAUGAACCAGUGUCGGUUUGGUGUGGGGUGUGCUGUGAUGAAUGAUGUAGUGUAUGCUGUUGGAGGCUCAGAUGGAACAAAUCUUAGAACUGUGGAAAGAUAUGAUCCAGUCACGAACACAUGGACAAUCGUCGCUUCCAUGAGCACAGCAAGAAAACAAGUAGGCGUGGCUACUCUAGGAGGGUAUCUUUACGCCAUCGGAGGUUGUGAUCACGGCCAUAGGUAUGACACAGUGGAGAGGUACGAUCCUGGUAAGGAUGAAUGGGUGCCUGUUGCAUCAAUGAGUACUCCACGGAGUGGAUGUGGAGUAGGAGUCCUGGACGGCUUUAUUUAUGUGGUUGGAGGAUACGAUGGCACUUCGUAUCUUAGUUCAGUUGAAAGGUAA
Messenger RNA from Stylophora pistillata, 1800 nucleotides. Its product is annotated as kelch-like protein diablo. Lineage: Eukaryota; Metazoa; Cnidaria; Anthozoa; Scleractinia; Pocilloporidae. The record is from RefSeq and is a predicted model, not a curated record. Gene Ontology annotation, molecular function: protein binding.